Molecule: messenger RNA, 1999 nt
Organism: Nicotiana tabacum (common tobacco)
Lineage: Eukaryota; Viridiplantae; Streptophyta; Magnoliopsida; Solanales; Solanaceae
Product: beta-amyrin 28-monooxygenase-like
Biological process (GO): sterol metabolic process
Molecular function (GO): oxidoreductase activity, acting on paired donors, with incorporation or reduction of molecular oxygen; iron ion binding; monooxygenase activity
Source: RefSeq, a predicted model, not a curated record
AUUUUUGGGAAAGAAUAGUUUCAUAUUUUUUGUAUAGUUUGAGAGUAAUAUACUUGUCAAACAAAAGAAAGCAGAAAAGAGGAGUCUCUUUAAACGAUUCAAAGCUCUUAGCCGUCGACUGCCGCUUUGAGAAAAUAUCUGUAUAUAUUUCUUUUGAAGUGAAAAGAAAUACUACUGUCAAUGGAAAUACUAAUUAGCUUUUCAAUUUUUAUUGCGUCUAUCCUAAGUCUUCUUUACCUUCUCAAUUUAUUUACAAGAAACAGAACAAAGACGUUAAAUCUUCCUCCCGGCAGCUACGGGUGGCCAGUGAUCGGAGAAACUCCAGAGUUUCUCCGAUCAAGACGGGACGGAAGCCCAGAGAAAUUUGUGACAGACAGAAUAGAGAAGUAUCAAUCUCAGAUUUUCAAGACUUGUAUAGUGGGUGAAAAAGUUGCUGUGUUAUGUGGCCCUGCUGGAAACAAGUUCUUGUUUGGAAAUGAAAAUAAGUUGGUCAAUGUUUGGUGGCCAAGUUCUGUGAGACAACUGCUUGGAUCGUGUUUGUCUACUAUUUCUGGGGAAGAAGCUAAGCUCAUGAGGAAGAUGCUGACCUAUUUUGUUAGCCCAGAUGCUUUCUCUAAGCUCUAUAUUAAGACCAUGGAAUUGAGCACUCAGCAACAUAUCAAGAAUUAUUGGCAAGGUAAAGAGGAGUUGAAAGUCUUCCCAACUAUCAAGUUACACACCUUUGAGUUGGCAUGUCGUCUAUUCAUGAGCUUAGAAGACACAAAUCGCAUUUCAAAUCUCUUCAAUCUGUUCAACAUUUUCUUGAAAGGAGUCUUAUCAUUGGCUCUGAAUUUCCCUGGAACAAGAUUUUAUCAUGCAAAGAAAGCAACAAAUUCUAUACGAAAAGAACUCGUGUUGAUUGUCCAGCAGAGAAGAGAGGCCUUAGAACAGAAAUUAUUAGUUUGUCCUCCCCAAGAUCUUCUCUCACAUUUGCUUCUAUUUCCGGACGAGAACGGUAAAUUCAUGUCUGAACUGGAGUUAGCAAAUAACAUACUGUUGCUGCUCUUUGCUGGCCAUGAUACUACCAGUGUUACUAUAACAUUGGUUAUGAAGUAUCUUGGAGAGUUACCUCAUGUUUACGAUAAAGUUUUGCAAGAACAAAAAGAGAUUGCAUCAUUAAAAGGAGGAAGGGAAUACUUGAAUUGGGAUGAUAUGCAGAAGAUGAAGUAUACAUGGGAUGUAGUAUCUGAAGUUCUCAGGCUAACAUCACCAAUCACUGGAAGUUUCAGAGAAGCACUAGUAAAUUUGGACUACCAAGGUUACAUCAUUCCAAAAGGAUGGAAGCUAUAUUGGAACGGCGUUGUAACACACAUGGACCCUAAGUUCUUUCCCAACACCAAAAACUUUGAUCCAUCAAGAUUUGAAGGAGCAGGGCCGACGCCAUUUUCAUAUGUUCCAUUCGGGGGAGGGCCUAGAAUGUGCUUGGGCAAAGAGUUUGCGCGGCUUGAGAUUCUUGUUUUUAUCCACAAUGUAGUCAAAGAUUUCAGAUGGAAACUAUUGAUUCCGACUGAGAAAAUAGAAUAUGAUCCUAUGCCCACCCCAAUUGAAGGACUUCCAGUACUACUUCAACCUCACAACCCUUAAAAGAGUUUGCUUUAAUUUCCCUUUCAUUAUGUUCUGAUUGAUGCUAAGAGAAAAGAAGGUAAUACCAGAAACAGAUGUUCAGUUCUAUAUGAGAAACGUAAAAGGUAAAAGAAAGCUUCUGAUGAGUGUGGAUGGAUCUUCAUCUCAUAUUCAACAUUUCAACUUUUUCUUUUUCUCUUUAUUUAUCAUUUUGGUAAAACUCAAGUAGUCAUGAUAUGUUGAAGCAAAAGAUAGCAGUAAAUGAUUUGUCACAAUUCAUAGCACGGCUAUAGCUGGCUUAUGAAUAUAUUUGAGAACUUAGUUACAUUCCACGAUACUUUAUUCAACCAGAAAUGUGGUCCCUUCAGUUCACUACAAGAAAACACAGUAAAUUCAA